CAUCAUCAUCUUCAUCAAUCAUUAUUAUUCAUUCCAAUUUUUCAUCACUCUCUCCAAAUCCCUAAUUCCCAAAAAAUGCACCAAACCCACUGAAACAGUAAAAUCAAACCCUUUCCAUGUCUCCUUUUCACCCUCUUCUCGCGAUUUUGAUCGUAACAUCGCUGUUAUCGAGUUUCGGUGAUUCUUUUAAAGUUCCGUUUAGAGUAAACGAUGUGUUACCGGUUUUACCGAAAGAAAUAUCAUGGCCUGUGUUGAAUAAUUUUCAUAGUGCUGUUGAUUUGCUUCCUUCUUUCGUUGGAUCUGUUACUCCGUAUAAUAAUGGUUCUAUUCAAUGGAAAGGUGCUUGUUUUUUUGAUAAUCAAGCUAAACUUGAGUUUACCAAUCAUGGUGAUGACUCUGAUUUGGGUGGUGCCGUUCUCUAUCUCAAGACAGGGGAAGCACACAGCUGGACCUGCAUGGAUCUGUAUGUGUUUGCAACGCCAUACCGGAUUACAUGGGACUACUACUUCUCUGCGCGAGAACAUACCUUGAAGCUUGAUUCAUGGGAAGAGCCUGCAGAGCUGGAAUAUGUAAAGCAGCAUGGGGUUUCUGUGUUUCUGAUGCCAGCUGGAAUGCUGGGUACACUGCUCUCUCUAGUCGAUGUGUUGCCUCUAUUCUCUAACACUGCAUGGGGUCAGAGUUCCAAUUUGCAGUUUCUAAAGAAACACAUGGGAGCUACAUUUGAGAAACGCAUUCAGCCUUGGCGUGCAACUAUUGAUCCUGCAGAUGUUCAUUCUGGAGAUUUUUUGGCUGUGUCGAAAAUUCGCGGUAGGUGGGGAGGUUUUGAGACACUUGAAAAGUGGGUAACUGGUGCAUUUGCUGGCCAUACAGCAGUCUGCUUGAAGGAUGAAAUGGGAAAUUUGUGGGUUGGUGAAUCUGGGCAUGAGAAUGAAAAGGGUGAAGAAAUAAUUGUGGUAAUUCCAUGGCAUGAAUGGUGGGAAGCUGCUCUUAAAGAUGGUUCCAACCCACAGAUAGCGUUGCUUCCUCUACAUCCAGAGAUGCGUGCAAAAUUCAACUCCACUGCAGCAUGGGAGUAUGCGCGGAGCAUGUCAGGCAAGCCAUAUGGUUAUCACAAUAUGAUAUUCAGUUGGAUUGACACAGUAGCUGACAACUAUCCUCCACCUCUUGAUGCUCACUUGGUAAUUUCUGUCAUGUCUAUGUGGACAAGGAUGCAGCCAGCAUAUGCUGCAAACAUGUGGAAUGAAGCGUUGAAUAAGCGGUUAGGGACCGAGGAUUUAGACUUGCACGACAUUAUACUUGAGACUGAGAAGCGUGGGAUAGCUUUUGAUGAAUUACUUGCCAUUCCAGAGCAAGAUGAUUGGGUCUACAGUGAUGGAAAGUCAACAACAUGUGUGGCAUUUAUUCUUUCAAUGUAUAAAGAGGCUGGAAUUUUCGGUCCCAUUUCUAGCUCCAUUCAAGUAACUGAAUUCACAAUUCGUGAUGCAUACAUGCUUAGGAUUUUUGAAGAUAAUCAAACACGUCUACCAAGAUGGUGCAACAAUGAGAAUGACAAGCUUCCGUUCUGCCAAAUUCUUGGUGAAUAUAGGAUGGAAUUCCCGGGCUAUAACACCUUGGUUCCUUAUGCCAAUAUGAAUGAGCACUGUCCUUCCCUUCCUCCAACUUACGAUAGGCCUUCACAAUGUUAGGUUCAUCAUUUCAAAAUUAUUCCUAUAUAUGAGAAGUGUUUGCAACAUAUUUUCUUUCAAACACUCUCCUUGCGACAUUCCCUCUAUUGUUGGUUGAAAUUCGUAUUAGAAUCCACAUAUAUUUUAAGGUGGUUAGACUCACUUGAAUUUCAACUGAUAAUGAAGAGAGUAUCGGAAAGAGUGUUAGAGAAUGGGGAGUGGAUUCUUCUCAUAUCAAAUUUCCAGGUAGCAAAACUUUAAAAUACAAAAAUGGGGAUGAGGGGGGUUAACUUGUGGGGAUUAAAACUGAAGAGAGAUGAUGUGAAAAUCUUAUGGAAGGAAAUCCAUUCUCCAGAAAAUGUGUUGCUAGCACUCUUAUUUAUGUGUUUAUUGAUUUGCCUAUUAAUUUGUAACCAAGUCAUCUAGAGUUUGCUAUUGUGGAAUUGUCUAUAAACUGUAUCACGUAAUUUCUCCACGUUUUCCUUUAUAAGUGGACAUGGAAAGCUGUAUAUAAAAAUUUAUAUUGGUGGGUUUGGUGUGAUGUUGUAAAUUUCAAUAGUCAAUUGCAGCAGGAUAGUUACCUAUGUUCUGCAAUGUACCCCAUUAAGUUCUAUUAUUGCAAUUUGUCUAGAAUUAUGUCGGUGGAAAUCAUUAUAAA
This is a messenger RNA of Medicago truncatula (barrel medic), 2322 nucleotides long. RefSeq lists its product as uncharacterized. The record is from RefSeq and is a predicted model, not a curated record. The coding region runs from base 117 to 1685 and encodes 522 amino acids. The transcript has 7 exons. NCBI's taxonomy places the organism in Eukaryota, Viridiplantae, Streptophyta, Magnoliopsida, Fabales, Fabaceae.